Molecule: messenger RNA, 3112 nt
Organism: Actinia tenebrosa (Australian red waratah sea anemone)
Lineage: Eukaryota; Metazoa; Cnidaria; Anthozoa; Actiniaria; Actiniidae
Source: RefSeq, a predicted model, not a curated record
UUGCUUGACGCCUGUUUACUUUCUACAUGAGCGUAUAAGAAAAUAACGUUUUGACGCUCUUUCUUCCGUUGAAAUCACUGGAAAGGACUGCCAAGAAUAGAGGAAUGUCUUCUUAUUUCCAUAACUGAGCUGUCAUUGCAAAAAACUGGAAGAAGUAUUGAAAAAAAUGAUUUGAAAGGUUGACUUUGCGUUACCAUGUUGUGCUUGUYAUUCUCUAGAAGUUUCUUCUUCGAGCAAGUCGGAAAUAAAGACGUUUAUGAACGGUGUUAGACGUGAACAGAACCAUCUUCUACUUCGUUGGGCAAACAUAUCAGUUAAGUUACAGCGGAAUUCAUCUAUUAUUUAUCCAGAAUAGCGCACUUUAACAUAUUACUUGGAUUCUUUCAUGGCGGCGAGUGAAGGCAMGGAAUUAUCUGAGUAAUUAAAAGAUUAUGAAGAACUCUACAAAAGAUAAACUGGUGUCAGAAAAAAGUUGCUAAGUUGYGGUGAUUUUUAGCUUGGUGUGAAUACUCCAGCCAACCAAAUAGCCUUCAACAUCGUAAUAUUUUGUACAAAAACUAUAUUGUAUGUACAUUAAAUUUAAAGUCAUAAAUUCAAGAGCACACCUAGAUUGAUAACAUUGAGAAAAGAUGCCUCCUAGACAGCCUCCUCAUGUGGUGUGCUAUAUCUGUGGCCGGCUUUAUGGAACUAGCAGUGUUUCAAUUCACAUUCCAAAAUGCCUAGAAAAAUGGAAAGCAGAGAAUAGGCAACUCCCGAAGCACAUGCGCAGACCUGUCCCUAGAAAACCCCAAGGAUGGGGYGUAGGGGAGAUGUCAAGUAACUUAGAAGCAAUGAAUGAAAUGGCCUUCCAAUCCUCACAGAUGCAACUACUACCUUGUGAGUUUUGUGGACGGACUUUUAAUCCUGAUAGACUUGCUGUUCACCAACGUAGUUGUAGACCAAACAAUACCUCUAAGCCUUCAAAGAAUUUUGAUCCUUCUAAAUUACGAUCAAAUAGCCCUGGUUCAAGAGGAUAUAGAAGUCCCAGUCCAAAGAUGCCUGUAAAACCAAGGACUGUUGUCUGCUAUAUAUGUGGACGGGAAUUUGGCACCAAAUCUAUCAACAUUCAUGAACCCCAGUGUUUGAAGAAAUGGGAAUUAGAAAACAGUCAGCUUCCAAAACAUAUGAGAAGACCCUAUCCAGUUAAACCACAGAUUCUACCCAGCUUGGGACCUGAUGGUGGCAUGGAUUUGGAAAGAAGGAAUCAACURGCAUUUGAAUCUUCUAAAGGCCAGCUCUUGCCCUGCCCAAAUUGUGGAAGGACAUUUCURCCUGACAGGCUAGAGGUCCAUUUGCGCUCAUGCCGACCAUCGUCCAAAAGUAUGCCAGUAAACACAGGCUCUAGGCUGUCUCCACGUAACUCCAGCACAAACCUUGGAUCAGCAUCAAACAGAAUGGGAGUACCRAGGGAAGAAACGUUUACACGUGAAAGAGUAUCUAGUGGAAGUCCUGGCUUAAGAUCUGGAGAUGGUCAGAAAUUCAGCAAAACUCAACCUGCAAGACAAGCGUCAGGCAAAAGAUCAUCACCCAAGUCAUUUGCCAAGAAAGCCAGUUCUUCAACACGCCCCCCUGCAAGAUUGUCACCUCUUUCUAAUCAGGGCUCCCCACAGGCAAGCCCUAAACGCCAAMCACUUGGUAGUUAUAACAAGGUCGACAGCAGUCAGUAUGGUCAGUAUGGCACCUCUCYGGCAGGGAACUAUCCAGAUGGACCAUCAGAAGGUUCUGAACAAAAUGUWAACCUUGUCCCCUGCUCAAACUGUGGCCGCAACUUUGCCUCAGACAGGAUUUCAAAGCACAUGUCAAUUUGUGYCAAGACUAGUUCAAAGCAGCGAAAAGUUUUUGAUGCUACUAAAGCAAGAACACAAGGGACCGAAGCAGCUUCAUAUGCAAGAAUCAAGAAACCAGAACCACCUAAACCAAAGAAUAAUUGGAGAGCUAAACAUGAGGACUUYAUCCGAUCCAUCCGUGAUGCCAGAAAAGUAAAGCAACAUCUUGAUAAAGGAGGCAAGUUAUCAGACCUACCACCCCCACCCCCCAGUGAAAACCCUGACUAUGUCUUGUGCAGGUUUUGUCAACGAAGGUUUAACCCAAUAGUUGCAGAGCGGCACAUUCCAAAGUGCCAAAAUACUGUUAACAGACCUUCKCCUCCAAAACAACGAGCUAUACCUCUGGGUGGUACUAGGAAUACCGGUGUGGGUGGUAAACCAAACAGUCCUCGCUUUAGCUGUGGAGCAAUGAUGAGGAAAUACAAGUGAUUACCGGUGCUAGACAUUUGAAGAACAUGUUUGUUGGCUACUGACACUAUCAACAUUUUAUCAACAAGCAACCAAUACACAGUUCUGACACUCCACUCAUCACACUUUCCAACACCCCACUGUCUACCUACUGACAAGUAACACUACGGACAACCUUCUGACAUCCUACUGACACUCCAGUGCAAGCCUUCCAAUACCCCACUGUCUACCUACUGACAAGUAACACUACGGACAACCUUCUGACAUCGUACUGACACCCCAGUGCAAGCCUUCCAACACCCCACUGUCUCCCUACCGACAAGUUACACCCUACUGACAACCUUCUGACGCCCCAGUGCAAGCCUUCCAACACCCUACUAUCUACCUACUGACAAGUAACAUCCUACUGACAACCAACCAAACAACACCCUACUGUCAAACAUACCUACCAUUACCUACCGACAAAAACUUGAGGGUCUAUUCUUUGUCAUAACAUAUUUAYCUUUAGUUAACUAGAGCUUAAAAAUAUGAUCAGUUUGCCUAGUAAAAGUACAGCAGCAAUGUUUAUGGCUUCCUGAUAACGAACUUUGAUCUCAUAGUGCAUAAUCAUUCCCAUGAGAAUAAAAAUCUUUGUUUAACCCUAUAUGACUUCAACUAAGCGCUUGAAUGCCAGGCUACGCAGGGUAAAUCUAUCCUACCAGUCAACAUGGCUGUUGCAUGAGAAAGGUUCAUCGGCACUGACUAUAAAAUAGAUUUUAUUCCUUGUUGUAGAAAUUGCUGAUGUUUUAAAAUUCCUGAUGGUCAGGAGCUAAAAUAAAAUACAAUUUAUUUUUUUCAAA